Messenger RNA from Acanthaster planci (crown-of-thorns starfish), 3390 nucleotides. Its product is annotated as somatostatin receptor type 5-like. The record is from RefSeq and is a predicted model, not a curated record. Lineage: Eukaryota; Metazoa; Echinodermata; Asteroidea; Valvatida; Acanthasteridae. Gene Ontology annotation, molecular function: G protein-coupled receptor activity. Gene Ontology annotation, cellular component: membrane. Gene Ontology annotation, biological process: G protein-coupled receptor signaling pathway.
GAAGUGGAUUUUUUCAUGGAGACGGUACGGUGACUCCCUCAAAAUUGUAUCAAUACCAAAGGUUACCGCGAAUAGGUGUGAGCAAAAGAAAAAUGGUCCGCGAUGUUGUGGCCCUGUAUCCAGGCAAUCACGCUUGCAGCACAGGCACAUCUGUAAUUGAGGACGGCGAGAAAAUCAAACAUUUCGCGAUGUGGCGUUCCUGUGAUGUACAGGAGGAGAGGGUAUUUGUUUGGCUCGUCCCUGGGCCAAGGAUUUAAUAGUUGCGCUGCAUCAGGGGCCCACACGCCAAAUGCAGUUCGUCGUCACGACCCGGUGCCGCAUGUCAUUAUAUCACUGCGAGAACACCACACUUUGUUUCAUUCGUUCCUUUCUGCUCUACCUUUGCCGGUUGCUCGUUUGGCAUAGCAAAAGACGUUUCGACCGUUAGGGGACACCAAGCACACUAUCGUGAACGCUUGGACGAGUUGGACAGUUAGAGCCGAAGGGCUGAGAGUCGAAAAGUGUUGAUGAAUGAGCUGGAGUCCUGACGCCGUAAGAGCUAUACAAUUGCAGUGACACUGAGUACAUGAACAUGAUACAGACCACUCAACGCUUCUCACCUCCGUAAAUAUGGCCUUGGGUUAUAUGUCACGAAAACAGACUGGUCAUUCAAGACAUAAUCGAUCCAACUCAAGAGGGGGUAAGCCAAGAGAGCCUUGCGUGGCCUAGCUGAUAUCGCCACGAGAGCAAAUACUGCCAGCCGCUACGUAGCUGUGAAAAAGCCUGCAUCGAAUGCAUAUGACUGACUGGCGGUGUCUUUGAGAACUUCCGACACCGCAUCAAUAAUCCCCUUGGUUACGGGUGAAAGAAUCGUCCGUGUUCUAGCUUCCUGCUGCAUGCUAACACCUCCACCUGAAUCGGGACAGCGUACGUGCAGAAAGCUGGGGUUUGUCUUUAAGAUAAACUCGUGCGGAAUUUGAACAACCUGAAUGCCGGAGCAAGUUGCAUUGCGACGAUACCAAAACUGAUACAAGCCAUGGCUACUUGCAAUUCGGCGCAGUGGCCCUACACAGAAAGCAGAUGAUUAAACAAGACGAAACGAUCGGCAGAUGUGCCACUUUGAACGACUCUUCUCGUGGGUUCAACUUUGAUAACAGAUCAAGUGCCGAAACUGAAGAGAACUUGAAAAUUGCAGUAACUAAAAAAUUCAAUUUGUACCUGUAAACAACGUCGUCAGACUUUCAGCUUCUCCGAGUCGCAAGUAAAGAGACUUAAAUGCGGUUUGCCAAAAAGAGUUCCAUUUCUUGAAUCAUCGCGAGAGUGGAAUUUGUGACCAAGCCAGGAGUAGAUUUUUCAUCGAAGGUCCUUGAGUACCUGUGCCAAGACUUUGUCUUCGCGAUUUUUAUUCCUAAGACGCUAGGGGCUCCGUGUGGGACGUGUCCCUGUUUCCGGAAACGGCUGCCGUAGAGAAUUGCCACGGGAUAAUACCAAAGUUUCUGUGUGUAAGAGCUUUCAUUCUCACAACAAUCCACUAUCAUCCCUUACUGCGGACUGAUAUCUAAUGACACGCACUCUUGGAUUUAUGCAUUGAGAACACUCAAUUCCAUCAUAAACGAUGCGUUUCGCUCAUUUCGAUUUAGGAUUUUUGUCAUACGGAAUGCCCAGAGGACGGGCUUGAGUCAGAAAAACCACCCAGCCGAAAAAAUACGCUUUGGCAUGACCGCGCGUUUCCAAUGUCGACGAGAGAAAUUGAUCUUCCCGGGUUUUUUUCCCAAGAGUGUUCCGAGUGAUGUUGAGGAAGUGCACAGUUGCAGUACUCCGGCAUCUCAUCAUUUCGGCUUAGCAGAGAGCGAAUUACCCGAGAGUAGAAUUGACCAACUUCUAAGGUUCAGUUUGUUUUUGAUGGAGUGACUGGACUCACAAGUAUGUCCGAAGAGGUGAUUUAUUUGCGGGUGAUCCAGUCCCUGGUCGGACUUAUCGGCAUUCUGGGCAACUGUUUGGUGUGUGUGGUCAUUUGGCGCGUGCCUGUCAUGCACACGCUGACUAACGCGUUCAUCUUCAACCAGGCUGUCGUGGAUUUCGUGGCGUCUCUUCUUCUCUUACUGGUCAGUAACAUCGAUCUCCCGAAUCGGAUGCCGCCUGGGCUGGCUGGACUGCUCCUGUGCUACCUUUGGGUCACUCGCUUCUUCCUGUGGUCAUCUUUUGCUACGUCCACGACCAAUCUGAUGGCGUUGACUGUGGAACGCUACGUGGCUAUUGUGUUCCCGUUCAAGCACCAGGCGUACUUCGGACAGCGGCUGGCCGCGGUCUUGAUCGCGGCUUGCUGGGGGUAUGGCUUCGCGUCGUCUGGUUUCAACCUCGUCUGGGUCAACUACUCCGAGUCCAACGGGACCUGCCAGUCUUACACCCUUCCCGAGCCCCCCGUCAUAAGCGCCUUUAUGCUCCUCCAGAUGAACUUUCUGCUGCCGGUGACAGUGAUGUGCGUGGCGUACACUCACAUAGCCGUCACCCUCAAACGGAGCGCUCGGCGCGUUGCUGCGGUGGCGCCUUCGGCAUCCGCCUCAUCCCAACGCGGCUCCACAGUGGACGUCAACACCAUCGACGGUUCGCUCACCCGCGCCAGGCGCAACACGUUCAAGACCCUCGUCGUCGUCUUCGUGGUGUACGUGAUCUGCUGGGCGCCCAACACCGCCAUCUUCAGCCUGUUUUUGCUCGGGGUUCCGAUCGACCUCAACGGGGCGUUGUACAUCGUCUCCUUGGCCCUGGUCGUGUGCAACUCGUGCGCCAACCCGAUCGUGUACGGCUUGAAGUACAGGCAAUUUCGAAAGGGCUUGAAGAAACUGUUUGGCAGGUCUGACGGAAGACCGGACGAGGCGGAUAUCUCUACGAUAUCAGCGCGUGUAUCACAAAGAUAAUGCACCAAAAGCGUUUCACUUUAUAAAUCUGGCAAGUGAUAGUAAAAAAACAUUUCUUUUGACGUUACAAACUUUUGGCUAAAACAGCUUUGCCGAUUUAUGGAAUGUCACAUAUUAAUCAUAUCUUUAGGUUUCAUACAAAAAUUCUAAUGUUGCACGUUAUCCCAAAGAUCAUUCUUUUGCUCGAAAUUGUAGGGUUCUUCGCCGACAAUAAUAUUAGAAGGUGAGUUAUAUGGUUGUACCUCGUGUUUCAUCUAUCCUUGUCAUUUUCAUCGGCUUUUCAUAUUGUCAAAUAACAAAAAUUGUGCUCGUGAUAAAAGGGAUAAGGCGAUUAGGAAGAACGGUAUAAGAUUUAUAUCUUUGUGUCAUUCAGUAAUUGUAAAAUCAACACGUGCAUAGUAUGUAUAGUAAUAAUUAACAAUGUAUUUCUACAUUUCCCGAGCAGGUAUUACUUUGAAUACAGGCGAUUCGCAAUAGUGCGUCAUGAAGAGUUUGC